AUGCCUUUCCUAGACAAGUACGACGUUUUAGAAACUCUUGGUGCCGGUGGUUUUGCCGUUGUGCGCAAGGCGAAGCAUCGUAACACGGGUGAAAUCGUCGCCGUGAAGACGCUUCGCGUCGAAGACAGCGACGAUGAGGAUGAGCUUCAAUCCAUGACGCUUCAUGAAGUCAAGCGCGAACUCGUCAUGAUGCAGCAGCUCUCAGCGCACCCGCAUAUCGUCACCAUACGAGAGUUUUUCACUGAACAAAACGAUGAAGUCGUGCACGUCGUCAUGGAUUGCUUGCAAGGCGAGGAGCUCGACGAUUUGGUGAACGCGCGCGGGGCAUUUAGCGAAGAAGAGGUCAAGAUAAUAAUGUCUGCCAUGCUCGAUGCAGUGGCGUUCAUGCACGGCAAGGGUGUCAUUCAUAGAGAUUUGAAGCUCGAGAACUUUGUUCUGGCUGAAAAGGGCGAUUUGAAGUCGUUGAACAUUGUCGAUUUUGGUUUGGCGAAGGCGUUGAACGCUCGUCAAAAAGCGCAGCACGUGUGUGGUACACUAUCGUACAUCGCCCCAGAGGCGUUACUUGCUGGCGUGUACGGUCAAGGCGUGGAUGUUUGGGCGCUCGGAAUCGCCAUGCACGUCCUGCUCACGAAUACGUGGCCGUUUGAUGACGACGAUGAGGAUGAACUUUACGAGCAAAUCAUUGAAUGUGAUCUCGAUUUCGAAACGGAGGAGUGGGAAUCUGUGAGUGAUGUCGCGAAGGAUUUGAUAGAAGGUUUACUCGAUCCCAAUCCCAAGCGCAGGCUCACCGCGACUCAGGCACUAGAACACGCCUGGUUC
This is a messenger RNA of Ostreococcus lucimarinus CCE9901, 819 nucleotides long. RefSeq lists its product with no specific name. The transcript has 2 exons. The record is from RefSeq and is a predicted model, not a curated record. Gene Ontology annotation, cellular component: cytoplasm; nucleus. Gene Ontology annotation, biological process: intracellular signal transduction; protein autophosphorylation; peptidyl-serine phosphorylation. Lineage: Eukaryota; Viridiplantae; Chlorophyta; Mamiellophyceae; Mamiellales; Bathycoccaceae. The annotation marks the transcript as partial. Gene Ontology annotation, molecular function: ATP binding; calmodulin binding; calcium/calmodulin-dependent protein kinase activity.